AUGUGAGUGUGUGAACAAUGCUGCAUAAUUCCCUCCCUGCAACCCUGCAUCGCCCUGCUGCUGAAAACACUCAUUCGUGCAGCCCCUCCAGAGCCCCCUGUAAAGUGGAAGGACCCCCCUUCACAUUCAAAUCCCUCCACUGGAGCUCUCCGUGUGUGAAUGUGUGUGCGUAUGUGUGCUGUGCUCGUUGUCUGCCAGAUAUCAGCAGGUUGAGCUGGUCGAGGGAUAUACAGAGAGUGGUUUUGUUGGUUGGAGCCUGCCACCCAACCGCCAGCCCUUCCUGCAGCUCAGCUGAUCGUAGGACAGUCACAGAGCCACAAGCAACACGCUUUGCUGGCAUUCUGGAACUGAACUUCCCUUCUGACAAUUCCAUUGAGAGAACUUUUGGAGCACCUCCCAUUAAAAUACAGCUGUUCAUCACAGGAAAGAUGAACCUAGUCCAGCCUCUGCUGAUUGGCCUACUUUGUCAUUUCACAUGUGGGUGGGUAUCAACCUAUACACCUGAAGGGGCAGAGGAACAGAGGUCAGCCUUCUCCGUGGCCAGGACCAACAGCAUGGAGGGGGGUCCCAAGAUGGCUGUGACCUUUGACAAGGUUUAUGUCAACAUUGGCCAUGAUUUUGACCCCAAGACAGGCAUCUUCCGCUGCCGCAUCCCUGGAGCAUACUACUUCUCCUUCACGGUAGGGAAAUUCCCCCGCAAGGACCUGUCAGUGAUGCUGAUGAAAAAUAAGAAUGAGGUGCAGGUGAUAGUGUAUGACGAAAACUACAGUGAGGAGCGCAAGGUGCAGAGUCAGAGCGCCAUGUUGCAGCUGGACUUUGGUGACACCAUCUGGCUACGGCUACACGGUGACCCCAAGUAUGCUAUCUAUAGUAACACAGGCCACUACACAACCUUCAAUGGCUACCUGAUCUACCCAGACACUUAUGCCUUUGAGAGACCCAGCCGUCAGAACACCUUCAACGGAUAUGGCAAAGAGGUGGCAGCUCAUGAUGGGGAAACUUCUGAUGGCUUGAUUUCAGACCAGGCCAUUCAGAAAGUUAAAGAAGAGGAAGAAGAGGAGGAGGACCCCAGGUCAGCCUUUUCUGUGGCCCGCAGUCAGAGCAUUGUGGGAGUGGAUAAGGAGGUGUUUGAACACCAUCCAAUUACCUUUGACACAGACUUUGUUAACAUCGGUGAGGAUUUCAACCUUUCCACUGGCAUCUUCACCUGCCGAAUCCCAGGAGCUUACUACUUCUCUUUUAACAUUGGCAAACUUCCCCAUAAAAUCAUGUCUGUCAAGCUGAUGAAGAACCACCUUGAAGUACAGGCCAUGAUCUAUGACGACAGUGACAGCAAGAAGGCUCUGCAGAGCCAGAGCUUGAUGCUUCCACUGAAACGUGGCGACACUGUAUGGCUUUUCAGCCACCAGCAUGAUGGUUAUGGGGCCUACAGCAACCAUGGCAAGUACAUCACUUUCACUGGUUUCCUAGUCUAUCCCGAGAUCCCCCAGCACAGACAACAGACGGCCAGGAAGCCUUAAAAAACAUGAGAUCCCUCUCAGACUUUCUCAGCCCUGUUACUUAAUGAAUGAAGGGUUCAUUAAAGAAUGCUUUAUUCUUAGCAUUGUUUUCUUUGUCAGCAUUGUGGACUUUGUGAUUUCUUUUUCAUUUAUUUCA
Messenger RNA from Megalops cyprinoides (Indo-Pacific tarpon), 1656 nucleotides. It is a transcript of the gene c1qtnf4, whose product is annotated as C1q and TNF related 4. The record is from RefSeq and is a predicted model, not a curated record. The coding region runs from base 18 to 1520 and encodes 500 amino acids. NCBI's taxonomy places the organism in Eukaryota, Metazoa, Chordata, Actinopteri, Elopiformes, Megalopidae. Gene Ontology annotation, molecular function: protein binding. The transcript is spliced from 3 exons.